Molecule: messenger RNA, 2076 nt
Organism: Penicillium expansum
Lineage: Eukaryota; Fungi; Ascomycota; Eurotiomycetes; Eurotiales; Aspergillaceae
Product: rDNA-binding RNA polymerase I transcriptional factor
Exons: 1
Coding region: 1-2076 (691 amino acids)
Biological process (GO): transcription initiation at RNA polymerase I promoter
Cellular component (GO): nucleus
Molecular function (GO): RNA polymerase I core binding; RNA polymerase I general transcription initiation factor activity
Source: RefSeq, a predicted model, not a curated record
AUGGUCUCCCUUGCCACGACCUCACGCAAACCGGCGCUACCGGCCACACCUACGAUAUCUCGAUCCAAAAUGCUUCCGACUUCCUCUCCAGUUCCGAUUCUCAAAACCUCGAAAGCUCCUCCCGUGGUCGCUGGCUCGAAACGCAAAAUGAGCGAAAUGGACAUACCCCUCUCCCCCUCCUCAUCCCAGGCAGAUGACGCGACGGAAGCCCUUCCUCCCACCAAGAAGCGACCCCGCGUGCAGUUUGAUCAAGAUGUGACGAUACAUGGUGAUAUCUCGUCGGAGAAGAGCUUGGCAGUCAUUCGGGAGGAGGUCCGCGGGGCUAUUCACCGACAUGUCACGAUGUCAGAAAGCGAGGGCUACGACCGAAUCAAGGGAAUGUUUUCUGCCGACCCAACAAAGGAAGGCGAUGACAGCUUGCUUGCAUAUGAAUCACCAACACACGCAUCUUUGAGAAACCACCUUCUUGGUCUGAUCUCGCAUGUUGCCUCCUUGGACCGCUCCUGCAGUGGGUUGGUCCAUGCCAUCAUCAACAGCGAGUGGCUUGGACGGGACGAUUCCUACAUGAAACUGUACACCCGGUUCCUUGGCAACCUCGCCGCCGCUCAGGGUACCUUCCUGGGCCCUGUCUUGAAAAUGUUGGCCACAAAUCUUGGGUCCAUCCCUCGAGGACGCGGUCGGCUGCCGGGUUACGCCGUUGUGUCACCAUCCGAAAUGCAUACCCGAGUCCAUAUGGCAAUGCGCCAUGUGCUGCGGCUCAUCCCAGCCGGUAGUGGAUCACUCUCCCCGAUUUUGUCUAGCCAGUUUCCCUUCGACUCGGAUUCAGCUAGCGCGAACAUCGCCUACACCCGCAAUCUCAUCCAAAUCAUCAGCUACGCCCCAGAGCUUCAGUCCGACAUCCUGGCUCUUAUUACUGAGAAGCUUGUUAAGGUCGACGUUGAAAUCCAGGUUGAUAUGGAGGACUUUGAAGAGGAGGUAGGCGAUGAAAUCCUGGAUGAGGUCGAUGACGAGGAGGAGGAUGAUGAUGAUGCCUCGGUCGUCAGCGAUGAAUCGGAAGAUGACGACUCCAAGGGAGCCAAAAAGAUCAAGGACAACAUUCUCAAAGUGGAUGGGAUGAUUGAUCUCCUCUUUGAAUACUUUUCGCCCCCCUUCACCUCUGGUACUCUGGAUGAUCAGGAGAACGCGUUAGAUCUGCUCCUCAGCCACUUCCAAUCGAUCAUCCUUCCUACAUACCGAUCCCGUCAUUCACAGUUCCUCUUGUUCCACUUCUCCCAGGCGUCCCCUGUGCUAGUCGAUCGCUUCGCGUCCACAUUUGUGCAGCUUAUCUUCAACAAGCUGCAGCCCGGCAUCAUGCGCCAGUCAGCAGCCGCGUACCUGGCCAGCUUUGUUGCACGCGGUGCCCAUAUCUCCGGAGAAGUGGUUCGCGACGUCUUCGAUCUCCUCCUCACACACCUCAAUAGUCUACGCAUGGACUAUGAGGACAGCUGCCGCGGUCCCGAUCUUCGUCGCUACGGACCUUUCUACUCCACUGCACAGGCCCUUCUGUACAUCUUCUGUUUCCGGUGGCGCGAUCUGACAACCGCUGCCGUUGAUGGUGAUACUCCAGACCAGGUGGAUGAGCUUGAGCCGGGCCAGAUCGCAUUCCCUCCCAACAUGAAAGAAUUCCUUCACAAAUGCAUCUAUUCGCGACUAAACCCGCUCAAGGUAUGCUCCCCGGCCAUUGUCGCCGAGUUCGCCCGCAUCGCACACCACUUCCAAUUCCUAUAUGUCUACCCUCUCCUCGAGACCAACAAGCGCAUUCGUGUCACUGCCUUCAGGAACAUUUCCAAUCUCUCAGACCCUCGCUUCAGUCACGUCGGCCGCGAGAUCCGUGCCGGCGAUAAUAUCGGCUAUCAACUGGAUGCAUACUUCCCCUUCGAUCCCUACCAACUUCCCCGCAGCCGUCGCUGGCUGGAAGGCGACUAUGUCGAGUGGCGCGGUAUUCCAGGUCUCGACGAUGCAAACGAGUCAGACAGCGGAGCUGACGAGUCCGAUGAUGAAUCCGGCGACGAUGCCACCGAGACUGAUGAGGAGUGA